UUUUAUUGUGAAAGUGUAUCCACAUCAUCUGCAUUUUCUACGUAUCAAAAUUUAAAAAUCGAAUGAAAUACCGGUCUGUAAGAAAAAAUAAUCAAAAACCAGAAAAAAUAACCGGCCAAACGAGACGCCCUUAUCCCUCCAUCUCUCUCUUACUCCCGUCCUCAAAUACGUUGUUUACGCGCGACAGGGCGCCACUGGUUCAAGUUCAUGAUUGGGACGUCUGCGUAUUUAAACCAAUUAACCAUAACAUUACCAUCGUCGCAGCGUAAAUUCCACCGCAUGACCAUUUCCCAUCCGACCGCUGGGUAAAUCCUGUUACGAAACCCUAAAAAUAGGGUUAGGUCCUAGCCACACCUACAAUCCCAUUUUUUACGUAAUAGUGCCUUAAUUCGAGCGGCCUUCAUUGCGACGAUAUUAAAAACCUAAAGCUAUAAAGAUACGCCACAACCAAGGUCACCAUCUGGUAUUUGGGUACGUAACAUCCGAACAAAAUGAGCUACGGGUUCCAGCCGCCACCGUACCAAGGGGGGCCGCCCCCACAGCAAGGCUACCCCAGUGCGCCGCCCCCGUACCAAGCGACGCAGCUGUCGUACCCGCCGGGACAGGGAGCGCCUGGAGCACCUGGGGGACAGAGUGCUGUGAUCCGACACCUCACCACUGGGUUGUGUCUGGACGCCACAGAGUACGACGUGAAGUUACAAUAUUACAACGGAAAUCCUGCACAGCUAUGGACAAUGGAACCGGCUGGAGGGAAUAAAUUCGUUCUUAGGUGUAGGGCAAAUGGGGCUGUUUUGGAUAUCGAAGGGGGUCCAGACUGUGGGGCUCACUUAAUCACGUACGAAGGCCACGGCGGCAUUAACCAACAAUGGUAUGUGAAUCCAGAUCACACGAUUACAAGUGCUGCAGCAGAUUUGGCGGUGGAUAUAUUCGAAGGCAACUGUUUUCCCGGACAGAUUCUUAUAGCGUAUGAUAGGCACGGGGGACCCAACCAGCAGUUCAACGUCCAAUACCAGUAGGAAAGCAACGCUUCGAUUCAGAUUCUUGUGUUGGAAAUGUACUCGAUACUUUAUGGUAAAUGGAAAUGUUUGAAGUUGUACUUACGUUUAGGGCCUCUGAAUUUCGUCACAAUCACUUUUUUCGGUUAAUUUGGUUGUUUUGGGGCACUUUUCACAUAAUAUUGAGGCAGUUUUUUUACAAGUGUCAAACUUUAAAAUUCGCGUUUACAGUGGUGCCAAUCGACAAUUUUAUCCUAGAAUUUUACUGUUUUUAGGUUAUUUACAUUUUUGGAUAUAAAUAUGCACAAGAUUGCCUUAGAGAAAUGCUUGUUGUUGUAAUUGUAAGGCGAUAGGUGUCUUAUUGUAAUUAUUAUAUUUGUCAUUUAUUAUAUUGAAAUUUAAAAAAUAUAUGAGGAAUUUUGGUAGCCAUAGGCGGCGAAGUAUAUUUUUACCCUAUGUAUUGAAGGGGUUUCUAAAAUAAAAGCUCUUGCCAGUU
Molecule: messenger RNA, 1491 nt
Organism: Zophobas morio
Lineage: Eukaryota; Metazoa; Arthropoda; Insecta; Coleoptera; Tenebrionidae
Exons: 2
Coding region: 492-1016 (174 amino acids)
Source: RefSeq, a predicted model, not a curated record